CAUAACUUCAGUGAAUGAACGCUGCUGUUUUCUAGGCCUUUCUUCCUGGGACUGAGAAAAUACUUCCAACAAACACCCUAGCCCAGAGGAAGCGCCAGGAGUGCACCGCUUCAGCUUGCAGCCCCGGUGUCAGCUUAUGUGUGUGACCGUCUCGUGAAACCUGAUUUCGGGGGACGACGCGCAGCAAUGGCCCGUAUGGGAAAAUCUGCUACACUGGAGUACUAUAAGGCAGCCAUGCUACUGAGUGGUGCUGGUGAUGCUAUUGGAUACAGAAACCAGCUGUGGGAGUACAAUGAGUCCGGACCAGCUAUUCACCAGGAGCUGAAGGAGCUCGGUGGUCUGAAGAACAUCAAGGCUGAGCUCCCUGACUGGCCAGUGAGUGACGACACAGUUCUGCAUCUGGCAACUGCUGAAGGACUGACGAGUGGCAAGAGAGGGGAGGAGCUCCUGCAUGAGGUGGCUGCUCGAUAUGUGGAGGGGAUGAAAGACAUGGAAGGGAGGAAACCAGGGCCUUCAAGCAUUCUGGGUGUGUCCCAGUUGAAGCCUGGGGAGGAAGGAGGCUACAGAGUGCCUUAUAACCCUGAGGGGACGGGCUGUGGAGCGGCCAUGAGGUCUAUGUGCAUUGGUCUGAUGUAUCCAAAGCCUGAUCAGCUGUUAUCGCUGGUGGCGGUUGCCGUGGAGACAGGGAGGAUGACCCAUCCCCACCCUACCGGUUUCCUGGGAGCCGUAGCAUCAGCCCUUUUCACCGCCUACGCCGUCCAGCGCAGGCCAAUCACGACCUGGGGUCUGGGCCUGAUCAACGAGGCCUGUCCAAUAGCAAAGAACUUCGUUGUAGGUCGAGGCUUCGCUGUGGAGGAGACAGAGAGAGACUGGGGCUACUUCUGUGACAAGUGGCAGUGGUACCUGGAUUUGAGGGGCAUCUCCAACGGGGUGGGCCCUGUGAUUUGGCCCCCCUCCUACGACCCAGCUGAGAGGGACGAAGCCUACAAGAGCUUCAGCCUGUCGGGCUGGGCGGGACGCAGCGGCCACGACGCUCCGAUGAUAGCCUACGAUGCCCUGCUGGGGGCGGGUUCAGACUGGGAGGAGCUGAUGAACAGAGCGGGCUUCCAUGGAGGCGACAGCGACAGCACAGCGGUGAUUGCCUGCUGCUGCUGGGGCCUCCUCAAUGGCACACAGGGGGUCCCUGAAGGCAACUACUCCAACCUGGAGUACAGGGACCGACUGGAGCGCAGCGCCGAGCAGCUCUAUGCCCUGUCACACUGAGGCCAUCAAAACCUGCCGUGCUGAAAGUGUGUGUCCCAACAUGUUGCACUGGGAGGAAAGUAGGCCACACACUGACACAUUGACGAUCUUGAGCGCUGUCACUUAACCACAAAGUGUGGUGUCAUACUUGCCUGAAGGGGAAGCAGAGUGUCCCACUAACCUAAAGUCAUAUCAAGGACUGAUGUUGGCACCGAGGUUGGUGGUUACAAAGGGGUCCCCCUAGUGACCGUUUUAAAUUAACAUGCAGAGUUGUACCACUGAGCACAACGAAUCCAAGCUAAUGAGAAUGUGAAGAGAACACAAUAAGUCCCCUAGGAGAUAAUUACUUCGUUUUGUCUGCCUGACAUAAUAGCAAAUGCUUAGCGAGCUUCAAAUUAAAAGUGCUCUUGUUAUUGUCUAAUGAAAAAUAUAUUUCUGUGCCUCAUUAUAGCUGUUAACUGUUACUUCAUGCAGAGAAGAGCAUAACUGUAACUGCAAUACUCCAGACAAGCACAAUUAAUCAUACAAUAAAUUAUACAAACAGA
Molecule: messenger RNA, 1787 nt
Organism: Seriola aureovittata
Lineage: Eukaryota; Metazoa; Chordata; Actinopteri; Carangiformes; Carangidae
Gene: adprh
Product: ADP-ribosylarginine hydrolase
Exons: 8
Coding region: 187-1263 (358 amino acids)
Source: RefSeq, a predicted model, not a curated record